Messenger RNA from Schistosoma turkestanicum, 2122 nucleotides. Lineage: Eukaryota; Metazoa; Platyhelminthes; Trematoda; Strigeidida; Schistosomatidae. The record is from the annotation of a GenBank genome assembly.
GUAAAUUUCGAUUGCAGUUUUAUCAUAAUUUAUUAGAAUUUAUUACUCAUAAAUAACUGUCCAAAUUUUAUGAUAUAUCUACAUAAAUUUUAAAAGAUGAUGCCUUGAAGCUUUCGUAAUGGUAAACAGAAAAUAACUUGAAGUAGUCCAACAAUGAACACCAUUGAAGCAGAUCCGAAUUAUCAAUUAUUUUAUGGUUUCAACGAUCCAGAAGGACAGAAUAUUGCACUAUCCGCUACUAGUAUUAUUAAACCAAUUCCAAAUCAGAAAGAAUUAUUUCUUUUUGACAAAACAUCACGUACAACCGGAUAUGGGGGAUUAGUGUCAGCGAGACAGUUACAUUUCAUCUGUGGACCUUAUCCGGAAUCAAUAGCCGAUGAAAAUGUUAUGUUCGACAAGAUUACACAAACAAUUAUCUUACCGAUCUUAUUAAUUAUGCUGAUUUUAUUCAAUAGUUUAUCAUUUGUUGUUUUAACCAGACCGACCAUGAAAACACCUGUAUUUACAGUAUUAUUAGGCAUAACAGUAGUGGAAAUGUCUAAUGGUUUACUACCUUUACCAAUGUAUUUACUCAAAGCAUUUUAUGGUGAUUCUGUUUGGUGGGAGUAUAACAAACAUACAUUAUAUAAUCUGACACAAAUUUCAAAAUGGUGGAAGUAUGCUCCAUUACAGAUUUAUCAAACAAGUUCAAAUCCUACAGCAAGUGGAACACUUGCAUGGACUACAGUAUUUCUUCCAACUGUUUGUCAUACAACAGCUACUUGGUUAACAAUAUUUGUCGCAAUACAACGACUUAUCUACAUAACAUAUCCUAAUAAAGCUACAAGACUGUUUUCCAUAUUAAAAGUACGUUUUGUCUGUGUUAUUGUAUUAGUAUGUGCGUUAACUUUACACAUUCCAAUGUUUCAGUCGACUUUUGUCAGAUUUCAACCACUUCUUCUACAUGAAAAUGUUACAUUUAGAAAUUAUUCAGUUGAUUUUAAACAAAUCUUAUUAUAUGAAGCAUUGGAUUAUCUACCGUACAUUGUAAUGAAAUGUCAUACAUGUUUACCUAUUCACAUGUUUAUGUAUUUUUUAGUUCGUGUUAUACUUGUACAUUUACUGCCUUGUUUACUAUUAAUUAUAUUGACAAUAAUAAUCAUAGUGAAAAUGCGACAGAUUAAUCAGAAGCAUUUAUAUCUUACUCGAGGUAAAUUAUUACUAGAAUUCUCUAAAACAGUACCAACAUACAAACGAACCAAAUCUCAUUCAUUACCUAUAAGUUAUAAACAAACUACAUCACCAGAAAUAAACAAUAUUUCAAGACAAGAUUUGAUUGCUGUCGAACAAGUAAAUCAACUCAUUGAUCAUGAAGUGAAAAGCAAAUUCACUUGUUUCAAUUGUCUCAUUACAAAUAAAAUGAAUACCAUAUAUAAUGAUGAACAAGAUUUUCGUGAUUUGCAAUUGAAUAUGCGUCAUAAAAAUUCCACACUAUCGAUUUUAUUCAAUGAUCAUGUGAAUAAUGACCAAUGCCAUGAGAAUAAUUUACAUUUCACACCAGUAAGACGUAAAUCUCAAGUCGCUGAAUUUUUUAACAUUUCAAAUAUGCUCGUUGUGAUAUUGAUCAAAUUCAUUUUAAUUCAUCUACCUAAUGCUUUAGUGAUUUUUGUUUAUACACUGACAUUAAUGCAAAAUAGAAUCUAUGAAUUUACUAGUAAUAAUAGUGAUUUGGCUAUCAGUUCUAGUAGUAGUACAGGAGCAAGCGUAUCAGUGCAGAAAAAUGUCAAUCAAACAAUUUUAUUACCAUACACAGUGAUGGAAUUUGUCAAUGAACUACACAGUGCCAAUACAAUGAUUUAUGUAGAUGAGGCACCGACAAAAUUAAUAUGGAUGAGAGUUGUGAUAAUUUGUAAUCUUUUAAUAUUAUGUUCAUAUCUAUUGAAUUUUUUAAUAUUUUGGACAAUGUCAACACCAUUUCGAAUACAAUUUAAUAACUUAUUUAAAUGUAAAUCUUUGAGAUUGUUAGGUGCUAAAGCUUAAACUUCACUAGUUAUUAUGCCUUGAUUGAUGCUUGUCUCUAUGUAUAUUCUGUUGUAAAAAAAAGUGUUAACUUAUUCAGCAAGAGAUUUCCAUAUUAAAAAAA